Molecule: messenger RNA, 906 nt
Organism: Coregonus clupeaformis (lake whitefish)
Lineage: Eukaryota; Metazoa; Chordata; Actinopteri; Salmoniformes; Salmonidae
Product: keratin, type I cytoskeletal 18-like
Exons: 6
Coding region: 1-906 (301 amino acids)
Molecular function (GO): structural molecule activity
Source: RefSeq, a predicted model, not a curated record
AUGGCCUCUGCCUUCUCCUUGCGCAGCUACUCAGUCCGCCAUCCCUCCUUCUCCAGCAUGUCUCUGAGAAACAGCAGUGGCAGUGGUGGCCGGAGUCGCUCCAAGGCCCCUGUCUCCUCCCUGUCCUCCGCCAGCACGCUUUCCCUCACCCGCUCCCUCUCUGUGGGCAAUGGGCUCAAUGUCCUGGGCACCCUCUCCUCCCUGAAUGGCAUGGGUGUGGGCGCUAGCGACAGCGAAACAAUGAAAGGCCUGAACGACCAGCUGUCCAACUACCUGGACAAGGUAUGCUCCCUGGAGAGAUCCAACGCUGAGCUAGAGCGCAAGAUCAAACAACUCAUGCUGGAGCGGGCGCCCAAAGGUCACGAUAUCGAGGGCAUGAUGGCUCAGGCUCACGCCAUUGGAGAGAAGGUGAGAAAGAAGACCCUGGAAAAUGCUCGCAUCAUACUGGAGAUUGAUAACGCCAAGCUGGCCGCCGAUGACUUCAGGGUCAAAUGGGAGGCUGAGGCCCCACUGUGCCAGUCUGUAGAGAGGGACUGUCUUGCUCUGAGAAAGGCCAAGUCAGAACUCGUCCAAAUCAUAGCUACUCUCAGAGGAGAUCUGAACAUCCUGAAGGAGGAGCUCUACUUCCUCAAGAAGAAUCAUGAUGAGGUUUGGGGCCGUAUGAACAAUGAGCAGGUGAAUGUGGAGGUGGAUGCGGCCCAGGGCCCAGAUCUUAAGGCCAUAAUGGCUGAGCUGAGGAUCCAGUAUGAGGGCAUUGCUCGUAAGAACAAGAAGGACUCAGAGAUCUGGUACCUGAAGAAGCUGGAGUCAGUGCAGUCGGAGGUAAAGAAGAGCGGUGAUGCGCUGCACUGUGCUCAGAGCGAGCUCAGCGAAAGACGUCGCUUCUUACAGGCCCUGGAGGGGUAA